Meyerozyma guilliermondii ATCC 6260 is the source of this 720-nucleotide messenger RNA. RefSeq names its product 2'-5' RNA ligase family protein. NCBI's taxonomy places the organism in Eukaryota, Fungi, Ascomycota, Pichiomycetes, Serinales, Debaryomycetaceae. The transcript has a single exon. Bases 1 to 720 code for a protein of 239 amino acids. The record is from RefSeq and is a predicted model, not a curated record.
AUGAACCCAUUCACCUCUCUAGCAGAGCAAUACGCUUCUGAAGAGGCUCAAAACAAUUACAGAAUAAACAGAAACGAUACUCAGCAAAAACUACUCCUUGAAAAUCCCGCUGUAAAUGUUGAUCCUGUUCUUGCGGGAACGGAGAACGACAAGCGAAUGUCUUGUUGCAUAGUGUCUCGGCCAGACAAUCCAACGAAAGAGCUCAUUCUGUCGAUUCAACAUCAGUUGCAGAGUUCGAUAUCGACGGAAAUUUGGUUGACACCGCCGGAAAACUUGCACAUGACCCUUUUGGAAGUUGCCCAUUCACGCCCUGAGAAAGAGAUCGAAUCCCUUGUACAUACUUUGAAACCAAAAAUGGAAGCAAUUAACUCAAUCACUGUGAAAGGUCCGGUACUCAAACACCCAUUAUUGUGUUUUGAUGCAAAUGCGGUGGCAUUGUCGUUCACAUCUUCCUAUCCUACCCAUACCAAGCUCCGUGAAAGUCUCUACGACUUUGUUACUCAUCAUGGAGUUGACAUUCUACCACGCUACGCAGGUCCAUCUGCUCAUAUAACCAUCGCGCGCUUCAAAGAACAACUUUCUACUGAAGAUGUAAAACAUAUGUUAAAAACAAUUGCAUCGAUAAACAAGUCCAUGCCAAACCACGAGUGGAAAAUUACAUCGGCAUCACUCUCAUCGGGCAUUAUCUGGUACGGCCAACAGGGCACUAUGUUUCAGUAG